AUUCUUUUCGCACUGCAUGUCUUGAACAACGCGUAUUUCAACAUAUUCUUGAGAAUAAACAGUGUGGAAAUAAAGCACACCGGUUUAAUGUAGGUCAGAUGUAUUACUCACUGCACUACAUUUAAAGCGGGUCAGUCUACCUGAGAAGUUUUAGUUAGAUCCAAGCUGCUGGAGCCAUUACCUCUGCUGAGUCCCGAGUCGCAUACAUUUGUUGCAUACAUUUCGACCAGUUAACAGUUAGUUCUAAGAAGAUCGUGAUAACAAGGAACAGAAUACACGGCCAAAAUCCCAGGUCAUUGCGUAAGAUGGGAUCUUUAGACGCCAUUAGCAAACUGGGACGCUCGCUAGCUCGCGGAAGUGGGGAUUUCUUUCUUCGCCUUAACUACAUUUACACUCCAGUAUUUUUGGCAGUUUUAUCGGUGAUCAGUCUCCUCUUGGUUCUUGUGUAUGUACCAGUGCCACCUACUGUCACCUCUUCGUGUUGGACACCUGCUCAUUUUACAGAAGCACACAACAAAUAUGUACAAGCAGUGUGUGCGCCCGAUGGACCUGGAGGGAAAUACACAUUGAUGGUAGCUGACGAAAUGAAACAGCCUAACAAAACUGAAAUAAAAAUCCCUGAAACCCCUAGCCCUAACCAUCGUAUGCCACUGUGGUUUCUUUUUCAAGCUAUACUUUUUAUCGUCCCUAUAUUUUUUUGGAAAGCAGCCAUUGGUCGAACUGGUAUCAAUGUUGAUGACGUCACCCAUGACUCGAAUGAGAAAAUGGUGGAGAAAUUCGUGCGUCAAUUCGACCAAUAUUUUGGCAAUUUGAAGAGGAAACGAGCAAACUUUCCCUGCGCCCCUUUAGACAAUUUGUGUCUUCACAUCAACAAGUUCUUUGGGUUUUAUCUCAUCCUUGUUUUCAUCGUGUUGAAAAUCUGGUACAUUUACAACAUCACAUUACAGUUCAAUGUGAUGUCCAUUGCGUUGGGGCGGGAAGUUGGACCGUCAACCAUUCUGUUCAAGAACAUGACGGCUAAUGCUGCCCCACAACGGAUUUUAGAAAAUGCUAACGACACAAACAGCACAACACUGAAUGAAAGCGAAAGUCCGUUUUACUUGUGUGAUUUCAGCAUCCGUCAAGUAAGUAACGUUCAACGUUUUACAGUUCAGUGCUUCGCCACGAUACGCCCAGGAUCUUCACCGAGCCCACUGAUGGACGAUCUGUACAAAAUUCUUGUCGUGUGGCUGUCAUUUCUGUUUGUCGCUAACAUCUACAGCUUUCUGUCCUUCUUGGUGACAGUCUGUCGCGCACACGUUCCCAUCAAACACCAGCUUCUCUUGGCCAGACUCCAGCCGGAGGAACACCAGCGACAGCUAGCAGAUGAAUUUGUGGACUCUUACUUGACACAAGAUGGUGCUUUUCUCCUUGGAAUGAUUGACAAGAACACAAACAAAGGUGUCGCCACGGAUAUCCUGGAGGCUUUGUGGGAGCGUUAUCUUACCAAGAAACAAGAAGGCGAUGCAUCAGGUGAUGCACCCGAGAGGGAGAAAAUGUAUCCAAAUCUGCAGCAAGUUUAAACAAGCAGACCAAAAUAUUUACUUUUUGACAUUAAAUACCGAGACUAAUUUCUUAAGAAGCGAAUUAGUGAUUGUAAAUCCUUACGUUAUUUAUGGAUUUUGUAAGAGUAGGCUUAUAACUUACAUAGAUUAAGCAGAAUUUAUGCGUAGGAAAGGGAGGAUGGGGAUUUGAAAACAGGCUUCGUCCAAUAUCAUUUCUUAGGUUGGGUUAACAAUAAGAUGGUAAAAUUCCACUCAAAGAAAGCAUACAUGAAUACACAUUACGACACCGUGUACACAUGUACUUAUCACUGUUAUCACAAUAAAUACAAGAAAUAUGACCCUCAUUUUCCUCAAACUUGCUGAAGUGGUUAAUAGCAUUUAUAAUAUGCAGAUCAAAUUUAAACAAUAGUGAAUUUCGUGAAUUUCUUAUUUUUCUUUCACUGGUAUUUUCAAGGUGUGACUUCAAACCCAUAUGUAGACUAAUUAAAACCAUGUGCUAGUAAAAUUUUUCGCAUUUCCAUAUAAACAGUUGAACAUGAUCAUUAUCUUAUUAAAUAUCAUGUAAUAUUAUAUGUGCAUUGUCAUCUUUAUCCUUAUUUUUUAUUUUUCUUUGUGUCUGUACAUUUGACGGUUUUGCUGCUUUGCUAAAGUAUAGUUUUAAGAAAAACGUUUUCCCUUGGAUGUCAGUCUGUAUAUAUGUUUGUAUGUAUUGAUACAAAACCACAUAUUAUAUUAACAGCAAUUAGACGUCAACGAUAAUGAAACGCACAAAAUGAUUUUUGUCACUUCCUAUUCACAAUAUGAACAA
This is a messenger RNA of Lingula anatina, 2352 nucleotides long. RefSeq names its product innexin-11-like. Lineage: Eukaryota; Metazoa; Brachiopoda; Lingulata; Lingulida; Lingulidae. The record is from RefSeq and is a predicted model, not a curated record.